AUGCUGCUUAACAACACGACGCGGGGCUUCCUGUGGUCGGACGCGGAGACGAGGACCUUGCUGAACAUCUGGGGGGAGCAGGACGUCCAGGAGGCGCUCGACGGAAACUUCCGCAACAGCUUCGUCUACCGCGACGUGUCCCGGAGGCUGGCGGCGAUGGGCUUCGAGCGGACGCCGGAGCAAUGCAGGGUGCGCAUUAAGAGCCUGAAGAGGCAGUACUUGCUGGCCAAGGAGGGCAACCUCCGCAACAACAGGCAGUACCACAGAAUAGCCAAGUUCUACGACACCAUGGAGAGGAUCCUCAGCAGCCGGCCCGCCCUAGUGGACCCCCAGGAGUUCAUAGACAGCGGGGCCGGCGGGGAGGAGGCCGUGGACGGCUUGGACGAGGAUGCGGAGGAUGCUCAGGAUGUGUACUCUGAGAGUACGGGAGACUGUCCCUUUCCUGCAGAGACGGAAGUCAAGCUGGAGUACCCCACGGUUCCCAUCCCCAUCCCGGUGAAAGUCACAGUGGGCAACAACAGUACCUUAGAAAGGCCGCACAACAGCAGCCAAUUGGCAAGUCACUGCCCCGCCUCCACUCCUAAGCAGCGAAAGCGGCGGCGCGCAAACUUCCCUGUGGAAAGGCUAAUGGAGCAGUUCCUAAAGCAGAGCGCCCAGGCCGAGGACAACUUCUACCGCAUGGAGGAGCGCCGCCUGCAGGCCGAGGACCAUCGGCGGGAGGCGGAGCACGCCAGGGAGCUGCACAUGCUCCAGAUGCUCGGCCAGAUGUUCUCCAACAUCUCGGCUCGACCCGGCUCUGUGGCGGCGACGGUGGCACCCGCCCAGGCAAAGAACGCUCAAGCUCCAGUGUUCUCCCAAACAUCGCCGCUGUGUGCACACCGCCAAUCCUCGCCACAGACAGACAGUUUGUCACAACAGGGUCACCUGCUGAGCUCGGACCCUCAGGCAUUAGUGUUUGAACGCCACCACAGCCUUGGCUCAUCGUCCCACAGUGUCAUGGAAGAGCACAUCCUGUCCAUGGUGAAAAAGAUAGUCCCGCCGCUGUCUGGCCACAAGCAUAAAGGACAAGACGGACGGAUCGGGAUCAUAGGCGGAUGUCAGGACUACACUGGAGCGCCGUACUUUGCAGCCAUCUCUGCACUCAAAGUGGGUGCUGACUUGUCUCACGUCUUCUGCACCAAAGAUGCCGCAGCUGUAAUAAAAUCCUACAGCCCUGAGCUCAUAGUGCAUCCUGUCCUGGACAGUCCCAACGCUGUGGAGGAGAUAGACAAAUGGCUCCCGAGACUGCACAGCCUGGUUGUGGGACCCGGUUUAGGGAGAGAAGACUUCCUAUUAAAAACCGCCAAGGAAGUGAUAGAGAAGUCUAAAGCUAGAGAUAUACCAAUUAUCAUCGACGCUGACGGCUUAUGGCUGGUCACAAAGCAGCCGUCCGUUAUUCAAGGCUACCAGAAAGGCAUCCUCACGCCCAACUUCAUGGAGUUCACACGACUCUACGAGACGCUGCAACAUAAGCCUGUGGACGACGGCGAUCACCGUAGUAACGUCCUGCAGCUCAGCGAAGCCAUGGGAAACAUCACCGUGCUGCUCAAAGGAGAGCAGGAUCUCAUUGCGGACGGCAGCACUGUUGUUACGUGCAGCACAGAGGGUAGCGCGAGGCGAUGUGGAGGACAGGGGGAUCUUCUGUCUGGUUCUGCUGGUGUGCUGGCACACUGGGCCCACGCUGCCUCUCAAGCAGGACUCAUCACAGGUGUGAACCCGUCAGUGGUUGCAGCAAUGGGGGCGUCCUCACUCACCAGACAGUGCAACAGACAAGCGUUCCAGCGACACGGCAGGUCCACAACCACCUCGGACAUGAUCCAGGAGAUUGGGCCAGUCUUCAAAAAUCUAUUUGAAAGAUGAGAGCCAACAUAUUAACACGUGUACGAAUCACCCAUGCUCCAUUUUUGCAUUCUUUACCCAACACAACUUGUUACUUUAGUCAAGUACUACACGGGACAAAAGGGCUUAAGUGGGGAAAAAAAUGGUAUGGACUACACACAAAAUUAUUCCUUAGUGAAAACAUUAUGGUCUCACUGUACUGUCAUUUUUUUUACCUCAAUGGAAAUAAAAACGUAUUUGUGUUAA
Molecule: messenger RNA, 2124 nt
Organism: Nerophis lumbriciformis (worm pipefish)
Lineage: Eukaryota; Metazoa; Chordata; Actinopteri; Syngnathiformes; Syngnathidae
Source: RefSeq, a predicted model, not a curated record